AUGUCUUCUCAGAAAAACAGUGAUGACUCUCGAAUGACCGAUGAUGAUCAACAACAUGAAGGAGCAACAACACCAAGUACUCCAUCAGGAAGCAGAAAAAGUAUAGAUCCUCAAAAACUCACGGUGAGAGAAUUGAAAAGUAUUCUUAAAGAUUACGUUGAAUUACCACCCGAACAACAAAAGAAGGCUUACUAUGUUGAUUUGUACAACAAGUAUGUUGUAAAUGCUAAUAGCGAGGCCACAACUCCAUCUUCAUCAUCGGAUAAGAAACGUAAAUCUGAUGCUGUUGAAAAUGUUGCCUCUGAUAAUGAAAACGAAGAAGAGAGUGAGGAACCAGAGCAGAAAAAAGUUAAGCCAACACCACAGUCUCCACAAAACGAGUUUCAACAAGCGAGUCAAUCAAAAUCACCAGCUGCUACCAGUAGCGAGGUUACUUCAAAUGUUGAAGUUAAUGUGAGAAAAGCUAAAUCAUUGACUUCCUCCGACCUUCCUCAACAAAAACCAAGCAAUGAGGAAACACCAAUCAUGAAUGCAGCUAAUAGAAGAAAAACUGUUGGAACUGCAGCCUCUUCAACAGGCCGCUCUACUCAACAAAUGAUCUACAGAAAGAAAACCACUAGUGAAAUUAAUCCAAAGUUGUUCCAAACAACUCCAAUGUCGAGCAGAAUUUCUGUAUCGUCUCCUUUUGUUCACGACAAUGCAGAGGGAGUUGAUCCAAGACCAAGUGAAGUGGAAAGUAGCUCAUCAGGGAGACAAAUCCUGCUCAGUACUUUCAUGCUACUUGUUUGGGCUGUACUAUUCUUUUGUGUUUAUUUAUUCUUCUUUGGACAAAGAGAUCCGCACUUGCCUUAUGGAGGUGUCUAUUGCAAUUCUGAAGACGGUCUUCUCAGAUUGAAGCCUGAAGAAGGGUGUUUGCCUUGUCCUGAUUUUGGCUAUUGUCUUGGAGGAAGACUGAUCAAGUGUGAUGAGGGAUAUAUCAUGAAAAAUGCUGUUUGUGUGAAGGACGAAAGAAUUCCACUUGCUAGUAUUCAAUUUAUUAAUGAUCUUCAAGCAGAAUUGUCAAGUUUGGCUGGAAAAUAUGAAUGUGGAGAGGCAAAACAAAAGACAAAGUUGUUGGAUGAUGUCAAAAAAUCUCUUGCCACAAAGCCAUAUGCUGUAGGAUUAGACGAAAAUUUGGUGAUGGCACAAGUUGCCCAACUCAUCAAGAGCUCUCCUGAAAACUUCCAGCUUGUAAUUUCUGAAGAACCAGUUGACAAUACAGACGAAAAAGCCUCAAUAAUUUUCUCAACCAACUCAUCACUUCCAUUCCAAUGUCGAGUGACAAAAACAGUAUUGGAAAAUAAGGGAGUUAUUGGUACCAUAGUGAUUUUGGCUAUUUUUGUCAUCAUUGGCAAUGUAAUUAAGAAGAGAAUCGAUAAGGAAAGAGUUGAUUUUGAAGACCUAGUUAGAAUUGCAUUGACAAGAAUUAAGGAAAGAUCUGAAAUCGUUGUUGAACAUUUGAGAGACGAAUUAAAGGAAGACUAUGGUGACCAAAUUAAUGUAGACAAAUUGUGGCCAAAAGUAGAAGACUUCCUUAGUCAGGACACUCGUAUCAGAGAGACUCCAGUCCAACAAGGUAGAGCUUAUUCUUGGAAUGUGGUGGAAAACCAAUCUACACCAAGAGCCACAACACCAUCAGAGUAA
Messenger RNA from Naegleria fowleri, 1683 nucleotides. RefSeq lists its product as uncharacterized. The coding region runs from base 1 to 1683 and encodes 560 amino acids. The record is from RefSeq and is a predicted model, not a curated record. Lineage: Eukaryota; Heterolobosea; Eutetramitea; Acrasida; Naegleriidae. Gene Ontology annotation, molecular function: chromatin binding. The transcript has a single exon. Gene Ontology annotation, cellular component: nuclear inner membrane.